Messenger RNA from Symbiodinium sp. CCMP2592, 3606 nucleotides. The record is from the annotation of a GenBank genome assembly. NCBI's taxonomy places the organism in Eukaryota, Dinophyceae, Suessiales, Symbiodiniaceae.
AUGCAGCCGGUUGCGGCUGGCCUUCAGGCCAUGGUCUUCCAGCAAGAGCUGCAAGCAUUCCUUGAGCCAGAGCACGGCAUCCGGGUCGAAGAUACGGUGAUCUGGCGGUAUGCACGGCUGGCACAGUCUGGUUACGAGGAGACGGUGGGGCGCGGAUGUCUGGAGACAGCAUGCGGCGGGGAAAGGAUGCUAUACCGAGCAGAAGGAGACCGAGAGCUCUGGCUCGCGUGGCCGGGCUCCACGCAGAUGGCGCACUGGAUCGGUGAAUCAGGGAACAUGAAGGCAUCGGUCUGUCCCUGGCCUCUGGUCCCGCCCGUCCGUGGAGGAAUCCACACAGGAUAUGCCGAGGCCCUAAAGGACAUGGCAGACAGCUUGACGAUGCACGUCGUCGAGGCCAACAAGCCUCAAGUCCUCCGCUUGACGGGCCAUUCGCGUGGGGCAGCCCUGGCCACACUGGCAGGGCUCUUCUUGGCCAAGGUGUUCCCGGCUUUGGAGAUUCGAGUGGUGGUUUUUGGAAUGCCGCGCAUCGGGGAUGCAGAUUUCUCAGAAGCCUACCGGAAGCAGGAGAACUUGAAAUGGGCCGGGUUCCUUCAUGAGCAAGAUGUCGUAGGUUUGCUGCCGCCUUGGCUUUGUCACAUUCGCCAUCCGAUUGAGCCGGCGACCUCCUUUCAGACGAGACUUCUGGCGAGUCUUGUGGAGUCUCACAGCAUGGAGGGCUAUCUCACAUCCUUGAGAUGCGACUACAUGUUGCGCUUGGGAACACCGGCAGAGGCCCAGCAGCUACUCGAUGGCAUCCGGGACCCUUCGUUGAAAUCAGCUCUUGCUGUGUCCCUCCGGGCUCACAGCGAGAGCUCUGCAACCGUCCUACAGGAGGUGCAGCAGAUGCAGAGGCGACUGGGGGAAGUUUACCGGGAGGAGCACUGUCGGUUGAAGGCAGAGGAGAUUGUGGGCACCCUGCACUUCCUCGAGAGCAGUGGUGGUCAGGCCGACACCAUCAAGUCUAAGUUGAUGGAUGUCGAGGAGAAGUUGUACCAUCUCGCCGUGCACGCGGCAAACGAUCUUUCCAGCGAAGCCCGGGCGAAGCUCUUGGAGUUCGUCUUGCAAGCGGCCAUCGGCUGGAUCGUUCGCCUGGCAGAGGUCGGCCUGGAGAGCGAGAUUCGAUCGAAGUUGCUGGGCUUGGCCCAGAGGCUCCGAUCGCCGUUGUGGCAGCUGGCAGAUGCAUUGCCAUGCGGUGAGUUUUUCCAAGCGUUGCCUUCUCUCCAAAAGUUCGAGGCUUUCCAUGUGAAGCACACGCAGCUGGCAGAGCCACUCAUUCUCCGGGAAGAGCUCCGACUCCGACUCCUCCCCAAACAUUUUCAAGACACGACGCGCCGAAACAUGGAGAUUCGUACAUUCUUCAGAGAUCUCUGGCUGGAACAAGCACAGGGAGGUGGUGUGCAGCUUUGGAGCCAGGGAGAUCUCGGAAGCCGACUCAUCAGUAUGCUGGAGCACAUUAUCCAGGAGGUGGAGUCCGACGACCCUGACGUGGAACAAUACUUGAAUGUUGCUUAUGCAGAAGUUCAUUCGCUGCAAGAUCGCUUGGAGGCUUUGGAAGGCUUGCCGGAGGUGGUUGUCACAGGACCUACAAAUUCGGGCAAGAGCUCUCUGGUCAAUGCUCUCCUUGGAAGAGAUCUGACUUCAGCCACGGCUGUCCCUGACUCUUUGUUUCCAGUGCGCUUGGUGCCGCAUGAAGGCUCGCAUUACCGUCUCAAGUUCGACGGAUCUUGCGCAGACGAUUUUGUCAGCAACCUGGACUCCACGCUUCAGGCAUGUCUAGCAUCUGGGGAGAUGAAGACUGAGCAGGAGGUGGAGGAAAAGAUUCACCUGAUCAACUCAAAGAUGCGGGCGUUUUUCAAUUCGGAGGCUUUUCAACAAGUGUUCCACGUCAGCGACGGAUGGCUGCAGGUUUGUGCUGAUUGGUGCCUCCUUGUGGAAGUUCCUUUGGGCUGCCGCAACCUUCCCUUCACUUUGGUGGACUUGCCGGGAAACAGCGAAGGGGGCGUUGCAGGCGAGUUCAUCAAUGCGAUGAUCAAAGGCAGCUGCCGGAGAGCAAUCGCAGCUUUGCUCACGGUUGGCCCGGACCAUCUGACGGAGCUGCAGGAGAAAGGGGGCGUUGGCCCAAGACAGCGAUACUUUGCGGGAGUUGAGACCUUCGGUGGUGAUUGCGUUUUGAUGACGAAGGUUGCUUCCAAGAAACUGGAGAGAGAACUUCGACCUGAAUUGGAGAAGCACGCGCGGACACUGGAGCCGCCACCCUUGGCGGUCAAGUUCGUGAACAGCUUCCUGCUCCGUGCUCACGGCAUCAAGGAAGCGGGGCCUCUUCCUUCAGAGUUUCCUCCACAAGGAGGGGCAGCAGAGCAAGAGCGAUGCCGAUCUGCAUUCCGAGGAGCCCGUGGCCAAGACUUGGAGGACGAGGAGGACUUUGAUGGCAGGAGGAUUGAAGAAGAGCUUGUGAGGAAGUUCGCAGCCUUUCCUGACAGCUGCAGCUUCCCAUGCUUCAUAUCUGCGUUUGUGGAGAGUCACCUGCCAGCCAUGAUUUUGGAGCCUACUCUUCGAAAGAUCAGGGAGAACCUGGCGGCUGCUAAGAGCCGUCUCGAAGACAGGAUGCAGAGUUUCCGGAAGACACUGGAACAGAGACAGCGGGAGAUGGAAGCAUGUCAGGCGUUGCUGAGCCAGAGCCAAGACGAUCCCCGUCUCCUCCUGAGUGCCUCAUGCGAGGAGACUGUUUCAGGAAUUGUCGAGAGAAGAAUCGGCGCAGCAAUUUCCAGGGCAGCAAAGCUCCUAAGCACCAGCGCCGAUCAGCUGAGCAGCGCAAACCUGAACGCGGCUUUCAGCUCAGAAGUCGUCGACCUCUUUCAGAGGCAUGUUAUCAAGGGCAAACGGACCCGAUUCAAUGCCUUGGAAGCAAAGUCUUUCGACGAGAAGAUCAUGAGAUCUAUGGCCGCUGAUGUCAUCAAGUUCUUGCAAGAAGAAGCCUUGUCCUGGCUGGAGACCACGGAAGCCUGCAUGGACUGCGAGGAUGUUUUGCAUUCUGCGAGACGCAAGGUUGUGUAUAAAAGCACGGGCCGUGUGACACAUCAUGCUCAAAGCGAGAUGUCAAACGGGAAGUUUUCCUUGCUGGAGAAGAACCAAAGAGGGAGUUUGGAUCACAAGGCAGCAGGCGGGGCUGCAGUCGCCCUUGGUGGCCUUGUAAUGUUGGCUAUCGCCGCUCCCGGCUUGCUUGCCGUGGGCAUGGUGGGUGAGGGGGCAUGCAUGGCCCUUCUUGGAGGCGCAAUGCAUUGGGCGGCAGGCUGCGAGCUCGGUAAGGGCGAUUGGUCCGAGGAGUCCUGGUUGGAGCGUUUCUCGAAAUUGACAGAGGCCUUGAUGAAGUGGUACACCUCCGUGCUGAACCAGGGCCUCAAGGAGGAGAUCCAGGAGCAGCUGAGGCAUCUCCAUGCCGUCGACAUGGAUGGAGUCGAGUUGGAUGCCUUAGAGCAGAGGUGGCAGAAAGCCUCGACCGGAGUGGGACACCUGGAUGCUCUCGUCGUGGGCUUAAGACAGUCCCCUUCGGCCUCAACCUCCCUGUGA